Messenger RNA from Phascolarctos cinereus (koala), 500 nucleotides. It is a transcript of the gene ADIRF, whose product is annotated as adipogenesis regulatory factor. NCBI's taxonomy places the organism in Eukaryota, Metazoa, Chordata, Mammalia, Diprotodontia, Phascolarctidae. Gene Ontology annotation, biological process: positive regulation of fat cell differentiation. Gene Ontology annotation, cellular component: nucleus. The record is from RefSeq and is a predicted model, not a curated record.
GUAUCAAGAGAGAGCUGGGAAGCAUCUCAACAGGCACGUUCCUCCCGACGAUCCUGGCCCGGACCCCACCCAAUCUCGCCCACUGCAGCCCAAUCAGCCAGCCCCUUCGAGAUGGCCAGCAAGAGUUUCCAGGACUUCAAGAAACAGGCAGAGGAAGCUGCCCAGGAAGCCGCAAAUGCAGCAGCAAAUGCAGCAUCAGACGCUGCCCAGCAGGCUGUGGACCAGGCUGCAGAGGCAGGACAGAAAGCUGCGGAGCACUUGGUCAAGUCAACCCAGGAGGGCAUUGACAAGACAACAGGUCAGGCUGCAGAAGCCAUUUCAAGCUUUGGGAAGAAAUACGGGUUCCAAAAGUGAUGGUCUAUGGAAAGAAGAAAAGGAGUAACCCUUCUCCCUCCUCAAUCCCCAAUCCCCACCUCUUCCUCAUGGCCUCAAUUUGGAAAUGCCCCAUGGGGCCUGAUCUCUUAUUAAAAUGAAUUCCUCUUAUGUGGAGGGAGAGGAAA